Messenger RNA from Pseudogymnoascus verrucosus, 4225 nucleotides. RefSeq lists its product as uncharacterized. Lineage: Eukaryota; Fungi; Ascomycota; Leotiomycetes; Thelebolales; Thelebolaceae. Gene Ontology annotation, molecular function: DNA-binding transcription factor activity, RNA polymerase II-specific; DNA binding; zinc ion binding. Bases 84 to 2342 code for a protein of 752 amino acids. The record is from RefSeq and is a predicted model, not a curated record. Gene Ontology annotation, biological process: regulation of DNA-templated transcription; DNA-templated transcription. The transcript has 6 exons.
CAACUUCUCGAACCGCUGCCAAGACAUAAAUUUAGGUUAUAGAGAGACCUCAAAUAAUUCAAAGCAAGUGGUACUUAUGAACUAUGAGUGAAACACAAGCUCUACGGGCCAAACGGGUUCGCCGUGCAAAAGCUUGCAAUACCUGCCGGCGAAAGAAGACAAAAUGUGAUGGGAAACAGCCCAUCUGUUCUCCAUGCAGUACCUUCAACUUCUCUUGCACCUUUCAGGAUGUCGUUAAACACCCUAGUCGCUCGAGCCGAGCUUAUGUUGAGGAGCUAGAGAAAAGAGUCGAGGAAAUGGAGCAGCAAUUACAACGACAGCAGGGCUCCCAGAUGGGUUUGAAGAGCACGCUCCCUAGCUCUGCCCCAGGAUCCCCAAAUAUCCCGGACCGCUCCGAAUCCAGUGAAUCAGGAGACGUAGAAAAUCAAAAUACCCAUGAAUCGGUCGGAUUUACCAAAGACGACCACGAUGGUCCCGAUAGUGAGGGCAGCAGAAUUGAUCAAGCCUCAUAUAUCAUUCAUGCCCAAGACGGGAAUAUGCGGUAUUUUGGAUCUUCGUCUGGACUUCCUGUCGGCUCUCUUCAGGGAGCGAAUUGGCUAAAAAGUCAAACAGGGACAGCGGCAUUACAUACUACUACCCACAGAUGUGCGGGUCGAUGGCAGUUGAAUAGUUGGCUUCCCCGCACUCUUCAGGACAGUUUUAAACGGCGAAUCUCCCAGCCUUUGCCCUGCAAGAGCUUAGCAGUGGAACUAGUUCGCGAAUUUUUUGAAACCUUCAAUAAGGCUAUCCCUCUAUUUAACGAAACUUCGUUUAUGAGAUUAUUCAAGAGGCAAUUUUCAUGGAAUCCCGAAGAGAGCCCUUCCUGGUGGGUAUCAUUUAACAUCGUCCUAGCUUUUGCAUACAGAGAAAGGGCACAAGAAUCUUCUGUCGGAAGUGAGGACUGGGAGAGGUCUUUAGGACACGUCAAGAAUGCUUUAAACGUCGUUGUAGAACUCUUUAUGCGAAAUGGAGAUCUACUUGCAGUUCAAGGAUUACUGGGGUUAGCAAUCUAUUUUCAGGGCACACCGAAUCCACAGGCACUGUUUAUGUUUGCGGCUGCUGCCAUGCGCUUAUCACACUCCAUUGGAUUGCAUAGGAGUAGCAUCCUCGGGUUAUCCGAAUCUCAAAUAGAAGACAGGAGGAGAACAUACUGGAUAGCAUUCAUCUUGGACGCAGAUAUUUCACUCCGCGUGGGUCGUCCAUUGGUCCAAGACAUCAAUGACUACGAUACACCCUUCCCAGCUAAACAUCCACAAGAUGGGAACGGCGUCUUUAGUGUCGAUGAUACUCAGAUCCACUACUUCCGUUUGCUCGCCCAGUUCGCUCUCAUACAGCGACGAGUUUAUCAACAUCUUUAUGCUGUGGCUGUUCAUAAACAAGCUAGAGACAGCGCCCUCAAAGAAGUAAAGGCUUGUGAAGAGGCGCUUCUUAGAUGGAAGGCCUCAAUUCCAGCGAAGCUUCAACCCCAGAACACAUUCUCUGCUAAACCACAUUAUUUUCUGCAGCACAUCUUGCGGCUACACUAUGCAUACCACUGCUGUUACUCGAACCUUCAUCAGGUGUGCAUGUUUACUAGGCAACCCGUAGGGUCAACAUCUAUACGGGGCAUCCCAACUGUAGAGAAUAAAAUCGCUCAAACUCUCGCUGGGUCCCUUGAAUCAGCGCGAUCCGCAAUAAGAUUGCUCAAACAUGUUCGGGGGUUUGGAUCUUCCUAUCGGUGGGAUAUCCUUUACUUCGUAGCUGCAGCAUCAGUGACUCUAGCAUCGAGGAUAUUAGUAUACCCUAGUAAUCCACGUGCCGAAGAGGACCUUUCCUUGAUUCACGAAACGAACGACUUUAUUUCCAAGAUUUCAUCCGACGAGCCUGGCACAUUCGCUGAUUAUGUGCUUGGUAUAUCCUCUGAUUUGGAAGACGCUGCAAGGAAAACCCUAGACCAGCUACACCAAGGCUACCGACAGCAGCAAGAAGGCGGCGCGCAUAGUAACAGCACUAAUAUUUUUGCGGAUGAAAACAGAGACAAGCACUCUGGGAGUGGUAUGGACCCAACUACGUCUACCACCUUAUUAGACAGAGUCUCGACCAUAACUCCACAAAACACAGACCACACGAGCAAUUCUAUGGAUACACCUAUACAGGGUGGUAGUCUACCAACGAUUGAUCUGCCGUCCGAUUUGAUGAUGAACUGGCAGUGGUCGAUUCCCCCAUUCUGGAAUUUGCAGGACAUAAUGACCAGCACGCCGCCCUCCCCAGUCCCGGAUGUUAUCAGUGGCCAAGAGCCGAAGGACGCCAUCUUCGAAUUUUAAAUAAUAACAUUUAAAAAGCUCUAUCAAUCAUCAUAUUCAAAAAAAUUUAGGUGCACGACUUUCUUUCCUGCCAAAUUUUUGAGCGUGUACGGCUAGCUACCUAUCAAAUUUACAGCCAGCUAAUAUUACGGUCAUGAUAGCAGUAUGGCACAGCAGGACUAGUCCACUUCGGAGUGGCCUUGCCAUCACCAAGCCUAGCAACAGGUUUUAGCACUUUCUGGUUCCCCCACGGCCCUUGCUCGUCGAACCCUGUCAUCAACGGCGAGUCCUCAUUCAGAUAGUCUGGAAGCCUUCUUUUCCACCCAUCAAUAACCUGGAUCAUAAUCUCCGAGACAAAUUGAUCGGGGGUAGAUGGGACAAACCCGAACCAUUCUGCUGUCUGACGAACAGUCUCAGGCGGGUACAAGCCAAUCUCUUCUUCCAGCGCGAUGGUAUCCGCAGCAACUAGGGACGUCGUAACAUGAUAUGAUCCUCCUUUAAGUGCGCGCUCCUUGACUGCAAUCAUAGCUGCUAGGGCACCAACAAGGCCUGUAAUCAUGUCAGAUACUGGGAGAGGAGGGAGCACACUUUUCCCUUCUUCAUGACUAAGUGAUCUUCCCAUGACAUAGGAAGAGCCUGAUGCGGCAUCGCCAAUCUGUUGCCAGCCAGGGCGUUCUGCAAAUGUUCCAUCGGGGCCGUAGCAGUUCUCAUCCACGUAUAUGAUUCCCUUGCUUCUCUUAGCUGCUAGUUCUAGCAUCGCGUGGAGUCCGAGGCCCUGUCUCUCUAGCGAUCCAGCGCGGAACCCCUGGAUGAAUAUGUCGGCUUCCGCGAGCAGCUCUUGGAUACGCGUCAUAUCCUCUUGUUUUGUGAUGUCGAGAUCGAUGGUCCGUUUUCCAGCGUUGAGGGUGAGUUGCAAAACCUAUAAUGGCCCGCGAUGAUACGCACCAUCUCCAAGACUUUAAUUCCCACUAAGGGUCUUCUAUCAGAGCCAGCAGCCUUUAGCAACGGCACUUGUGGUGUAGGAUUGGCGUACGACUCCUGUGUGACGUUGACCAAAGGGUGUUUAGCUAAUCGCUUCCCGAACUCUGUUUUUCUCCACCCCUCUGGGGAAUAGCAGAUACUUCCGCAUAGGCCAUGGCGUAGAUUAUGCAUUUCCAGCUCAUCGGGGCUCCACUGGCAAACAUGCUUUUGGAUAUAAUCAUAGUACUCCUUUGCCGAGCUAAAGGUGACCGAAGAGUCGAUUCCCAUAGACUCAAGCGUCUUGUUCGCAUCUAGCGAGCCAUGGAGUUGAUACCAGACCCGUGGAUCUUUCGUCUGGUAAAUUGCCGUCGUCCUACCCGCAAUACCUUUUCCAAACCCUUGCUCAAAAUCCAGGUUAAAGAGGGUGGCCAGCUUUUGCGAGCGCGCAAGUGUCGAAAUGUCGGAGCCGUUAAUGUACGUGGUGAAAGUUGACGCGAGCCAAAUAGCAGCAUGAUCAGUGUCGACCGUUACACGGCUCUCUUCCAGCGGCCUUCCAUUACGGAGUUCGAGGAUCUCAUUGGCUACCAGACCGGCCAUGGCGUGGAGGGCGGCAGCAACGACAGGGGAUUUGAUCGGCCCUGGAAUCAUUGGGUCUGGUCGACCUUCGAAGUGGACGGUGUUCCAAGCAGAUCUGCUCUUUGUGAAGCAUGGGGUCCGUGAGGCGAGGAUCUCGAAGACGCGGCGGGCAUCUUCCGGUACUGGGAGAACGUUCUUGUCCAUGAAUGUCCCGGGGCCAUAUACAUCGCAGCUGGGAAUAGUUUCAUGGGAAUAGGCCAUAUUAAUAGCUUGUAUCUGCGCUUGUAAACUAUGUCCGUUUACUUCGAAGUUAUUCGCAAUGGUAAUAUCAAUCAGAAGGGACAGAAUAAAACAUCUAAAUACCAAAC